This is a messenger RNA of Onychostoma macrolepis, 4558 nucleotides long. Its product is annotated as NACHT, LRR and PYD domains-containing protein 12-like. The coding region runs from base 169 to 3681 and encodes 1170 amino acids. The transcript has 13 exons. The record is from RefSeq and is a predicted model, not a curated record. Gene Ontology annotation, molecular function: protein binding. Lineage: Eukaryota; Metazoa; Chordata; Actinopteri; Cypriniformes; Cyprinidae.
AUUGUUUCUUAACGGUACUGAUUAUCAAAGCGAUUCAUAUGAGUCUUUAUAAAAGCUAAGAAAUGAAUUAGCUAGGCCUCAUAGAAAAGGUGGAGCAUGUUAUUGAUUGAAAAUUAAUCAAGACUCAGUGGUGAAGAUCAGGCUCUGUUUCAACUGUUCAGCUUCAUCAUGGAUGACACACAAACAUCCAGAGAUGAGGAUUUUACGCCAGGAUGCAGUUCAAGUCAUCAGAAGAGAUCAGAAGCAGAGCCCAGCUGUGUGUCUAUGAAGAGUGACUGGUCUAUAGAUAAUGUAAUAGAUUUUAAGAGCGGAGAUACACAGACUGCUAGCAGUUCAUUAAACCAGAAGAGAUCAGAAGCAGAGCCCAGCUGUGUGUCUAUUAAGAGUGACUGGUCUAUAGAUAAUGUAAUAGAUUUUAAGAGUGAAAAUACACAGACUGAUCUCAGUUUAGUCCGUCUGAAAAGAUCAGAACCAGAUCCCAGCUGUGAGUCUAUGAGGAGUGAAUGGUCUAUUGACCCUCAAAUACAUUUUAAGUGUAGAGAUACACAAACUGUCCUCAGGUAUAACAUUUCUGUAAAAAUAUUAUUUGAUUGGUAUACAGAUUACAAAAAAGACUUUGUGCUUAGUAACUUGUGUAAUAUUGUGGUAUUUAAAUUUUGCAGUCAUGAAGUCCUCAACACGUUUAGAUUCAAUUUGAUGAAGACGUUUCAGUGUCUCUAUGAAGGAAAGCAGGGAAACCCAACACUCCUGAAUGAUAUCUACACAGAGCUCUACAUCACAGAGAGUGAGAGUGGAGAGAUCAGUAAUGAACAUGAGGUGAGACAGAUUGAGACACAAUCCAGGAGAGCAGCAACAGAGGACACACCGAUCAAAUGCAAUGACAUCUUUAGACCUUUACCUGGACAAGACAAACCCAUCAGAACUGUGCUGACAAAGGGAGUCGCUGGCAUUGGAAAAACAGUCUCUGUGCAGAAGUUCAUCCUGGACUGGGCUGAAGGGAAAGAGAAUCAGGACGUCCAGCUCAUAUUUCCACUUCCUUUCAGAGAACUCAAUCUGAUGAAGGACAAAACACUCAGUCUUUCAGAUCUUCUUCAUGUCUUUUUCCCUGAAACCAAAGAAAUGGAAAUAUCCCGUGACAGACAUAAAGUGUUGUUCAUCUUUGAUGGUCUGGAUGAGUGUCGUCUGUCUCUGGAUUUUCAGAGCGAUGUUAGGUUGUAUGAUGUAAGUCAAUCAGCGUCAGUGGACGUGCUGCUGAUGAACCUCAUUGCGGGGAAUCUGCUUCCCUCUGCUCUCAUCUGGAUCACCUCCAGACCAGCAGCAGCUGAUCUCGUCCCCUCUGAGUGUGUCCAUCGAGUGACAGAGGUACGAGGCUUCAAUGAUCCACAGAAGGAGGAAUACUUCAGGAAGAGAAUCAGUGAUCAGAGUCUGGCCGAUAGGAUCAUCUCACACCUGAAGUCAUCAAGGAGCCUCUUCAUCAUGUGCCACAUCCCAGUGUUCUGCUGGAUCUCAGCCGCUGUUCUGGAGAAGAUGUUGAGUCGAGCAGAGAGUGGAGAGAUUCCCAAGACUCUCACUCAAAUGUACACACACUUCCUGAUCCUUCAGACCAACAUCAAACAUGAGAAGGACUAUGAGAAAAAUGUGACUGAUGAAGACAUGAUCCUCAGACUGGGGAAACUGGCUUUUCAGCAGCUUGUGAAAGGCAACCUGAUCUUCUAUGAGGAAGACCUGAGAGAGUGUGGCAUUGAUGUGACAGAAGCAUCAGUGUACUCAGGAUUGUGCACUCAGAUCUUCAGAGAGGAGCUUGGCUUGUAUCAGGGGAAAGUCUUCUGCUUUGUUCAUCUGAGCGUUCAGGAACAUCUAGCAGCUCUAUAUGUGCACCUCUCCUGUACAAACAACAGGAGAAAUGUGUUUGAACAAAUCACCAAACUGAGUUUGUGGGCCAGAGUUAGGGACAGUUUUCAACUCAAUUCAUCAAGACACGUUUUAUUAUCUGAUGUACAUCAUAGAGCUUUGAAUGAAGCUCUACAGAGUAAAAAUGGACAUCUGGACCUUUUCUUGCGGUUCCUUUUGGGUCUGUCAGUGAAAUCUCAUCAGAUUCUUCUACAAGGACUAAUAAAAGAAUCAAGAAUCAGAUCUGACAGUAAUAAUGAAACAAUUGAAUAUAUCAAGAAGAAGAUCAGGAUCAUUGACUGUCCAGAGAAAUCAAUCAAUCUGUUCCACUGUCUGAAUGAACUGGGUGACCAUUCACUAGUGGAGGAAAUACAACAGUAUCUGAAAUCUGGAACAAUAAAGGGUGCCAAACUCUCUUCAUCUCAGUGUUCAGCUAUAGUUUUUGCGUUGUUGACAUCAGAGAAGAAACUGGAUGAGUUUGAUAUUAAUAAAAUUGGUAGUGGAAACAAUAAACUGCAAGUUUUUCAGAAGCUGCUGCCUGUGAUUAAAGAAUCCAGAUCAGUUCAGCUGAGUAAGUGUGGUGUCACAGAUGAAGGUUGUGCUGCUCUGGCUUCAGCUCUGAGAUCAAACCCCUCAAACCUGAGAGAACUGGAUCUGUCUGGGAAUAAACUAGGAGUUUCAGGAGUCAUGCUGCUGUCUGGUGUAAUACAGAAUCUUCUCUGUAAACUGGAGAUACUUCGGUUUAGGGACUGUGGUGUCACAGAUGAAGGUUGUGCUGCUCUGGCUUCAGCUCUGAGAUCAAACCCCUCACACCUGAGAGAACUGGAUCUGUCUGGAAGUAAACUAGGAGAUUCAAGCAUGAAGCUUUUUUCUGCUGUACUUGCGAAUCCUCACUGUAAACUGGAGAAGCUGUGGUUGAGUGACUGUUGUAUCACAGAUGAAGGUUGUGUUGCUCUGGAUUCAGCUCUGAGAUCAAACCCCUCACACCUGAGAGAACUGGAUCUGACUGGGAAUAAACUAGGAGAUUCGGGAGUCAUGCUGCUGUCUGGUGUAAUACAGAAUCUUCUCUGUAAACUGGAGAUACUUCGGUUGAGUAAUUGUGGUCUCAAAGUUGAAGGUUGUGCUGCUCUGGGUUCAGCUCUGAGAUCAAACCCCUCACACCUGAGAGAACUGGAUCUGUCUGGAAGUAAACUAAGAGAUUCAAGCAUGAAGCUUUUCUCUGCUGUACUUGCGAAUCCUCACUGUAAACUGGAGAAGCUGUGGUUGAGUAAUUGUGCUGUUACAGUUGAAGGUUGUGCUGCUCUGGCUUCAGCUCUGAGAUCAAAUCCCUCACACCUGAGAGAACUGGAUCUAUCUGGAAGUAAACUAGGAAAUUCAGGCAUGAAGUUUCUCUCUGCUGUACUGGAGAAUCCUCACUGUAAACUGGAGAUCCUGUGGUUGAAUAAUUGUGGUGUUACAGGUGAAGGUUGUGCUGCUCUGGCUUCAGCUCUGAGAUCAAACCCCUCACACCUGAGAGAACUGGAUCUGACUGAGAAUAAACUAGGAAAUUCUGAUAUGAAGCUUCUUUUUGCUGUACUGGCAAAUCCUCACUGUAAACUGGAGAUACUGGGGUUGAGGAGUUGUGGUGUCACAGAUGAAGGUUGUGCUGCUCUGGUUUCAGCUCUGAGAUCAAACCCCUCACACCUGAGAUAUCUGAAUCUGUCUGGGAAUAAACUAUCAGAAUCUGGUGAGAAGUGUCUCUCUGGUCUGAAGGAUAAUCCACAUUAUAAACUGGAGAGACUAAAGUACUGACUCUCAGUAUUUAGACGUCAGUCCAGUUUCCUCAGGAUCAGCUGACGGUGAAUAAGGAGCCACUACAGAGACUCAAGACACAGAGAUCACACAGACUUCACAUCACUUUGUUUUUAUAUUUUGUGGGUCUGUUCUUUUGAAGUACUGUUGUCAUUAGAUUUCCACAAUUAUCUCUUUAAAGGACCUGAAAUUGCUGUAUAAUUUAAGACUCAAUUUUUUACAUGAUUGCCCAUGAAUGAGUGUUUAAAACCACCGUGUACAGUUUGGGAUUGUUUUGAAUUUGCUAGAUGUUGAUUACAAUACAGAUGCUGUAUACUCAAUACACACUACAAGCAUGUAACAUUUAAAGGAAUAGUUUAUCAAAAAAAUGAAAAUUCUAUCAUAAUUUACUCUUUUUUUUCAUGAUUUACUCAUCCUCCACUUGUUCCAAACUUUCAUUCUCAUUUUCUUUCAGAAUUUCAUUUUGUGUGAACUAUCCCUUUAAGUGAAAAAAGUAAAACACAUUUUAAUCAGCAAGCCAUUGUAUAUGAGAGAUGUAUUGUGCACUAUAUACAACUUUGUUUUUGGAACAAUGAGAUAAACAAUAACACUUUAGUUUAAAUUUAGUGUAAGGUGACAUGUUUUAUAUUAGAUAGCAUCAACUAAAGAUAAAUAUAUUUUUUUUACUUAUAAUAUUAUAUUAUUUACCUAUUUUACACAUGACAAUCUAAAUGAUCUAUUAAACUGUGCAGAUGGUUGAAAUAAAUAUUUAAUGUGGGUGAAAAUAAAUGUAUUUUCUGUUUUUUUUUUUUUUUUUUACAAAAAUAUCCACUUGAAAGAUUUGAUUUUCAAGUUACUUUAUGGACAGCCUAUUAGGAAUAACUGCACUAUUUUAUUU